This is a messenger RNA of Kwoniella botswanensis, 2259 nucleotides long. RefSeq names its product threonine-tRNA ligase. The record is from RefSeq and is a predicted model, not a curated record. Lineage: Eukaryota; Fungi; Basidiomycota; Tremellomycetes; Tremellales; Cryptococcaceae. Gene Ontology annotation, molecular function: ATP binding; threonine-tRNA ligase activity. Bases 1 to 2259 code for a protein of 752 amino acids. Gene Ontology annotation, biological process: threonyl-tRNA aminoacylation. The transcript is spliced from 11 exons. Gene Ontology annotation, cellular component: cytoplasm.
AUGUCGUCUGCCGCUCACCCGGUUCAUUCAUCUUCCGAGCCCGCCAAACCUGCAGAGGGCUUGGAGCCUGUCACCCCCGGAGCUUCCGCUACCCAGGUCAACAAGAAGCAAGGCGGAGGUGACAAACCGAACAAAAAAGAAAAGAAAGAGAAGAAAGGUGGUGGUGGUGAGCCCUUAGAACUUAAUCCUCCACCGGAAUUCUUCGCGGAGAGGAUCCAGAUUUACGACAAGUACAAGGCGGAAUACGAAGAAUUUGUAGCUAAGCAAGAACGAGUCGCCAUCACCGUUACACUUCCUGAUGGAAAGAAGAUCGAAGGUAAGGCAUGGGAGACUACUCCAUUAGAAAUCGCUAGAGGAAUUUCACCUGGAUUGGCGGAUAAAGUGAUAAUUGCGAAAGUGAAUAACCAAGAAUUAUGGGAUCUCACUCGACCCUUGGAAUCCUCUUGCGACUUGAAAUUACUCGAUUUUGACUCGCCCGAUAACAACUAUGAAGCACGACAAGUGUUCUGGCACUCGUCUGCGCAUGUGUUAGGUGAAGCUUGUGAGAGGAGAUUUGAUGGAUGUUGUCUUGGUUAUGGACCGCCUUUAGAGGAAGGUGGUUUCUUUUAUGAUAUGAGUUUGGCAGGUGGUAGAACAGUCAGUCAAGAGGAUUAUAAAGGUAUAGAAGAUGUUUGUAAGAUUGCGGUCAAAGAGAAACAACCUUUCGAAAGACUGGAAUUACCAAAAGAAACUUUAUUGGAGAUGUUCAAGUACAAUAAAUACAAACAACACUAUAUCAACGACAAAGUACCUGAUGGAACCAGAACCACUGUAUACAAAUGUGGUCCUUUGAUAGAUUUAUGUCUCGGUCCUCAUGUUCCUCAUACAGGUAGAAUCAAGUCUCUUGCUGUUACCAAGAACUCAUCUUCUUAUUUCCUCGGUGAUGCUAAAAAUGAUACCUUCCAACGAGUGUACGGAAUGUCCUUCCCCGAUAACGACCGAAUGAAGGAGUACAAGAAAUACCUCGAAGAAGCUGCUAAGCGGGAUCACAGAAAGAUCGGUAAAGAUCAGGAACUUUUCGUGUUCAACGAUCUCAGUCCCGGAAGUGCUUUCUUCUUGCCUCACGGUAUGAGAAUCUACAACACCCUUAUGAACUUCAUCAAAGCUGAAUACUUCAAACGAGGAUUUUCAGAAGUCGGAUCACCUAAUAUAUUCAACUCUAAAUUAUGGGAGACUUCAGGACAUUGGCAAAACUACUCUGAAGAUAUGUUCAAGCUCAAAGUCGAUGAAGAUACAUUCGCUAUGAAACCUAUGAACUGUCCAGGACAUUGUGUGAUUUUCGAUUCUAGGGAAAGAUCCUACAAGGAAUUACCAUUACGAUAUGCCGAAUUUGGUGUCUUACAUCGAAACGAAGCUAGUGGUGCUUUGUCUGGAUUGACGAGAGUAAGAAGAUUCGUACAAGAUGACGCUCACAUCUUCUGUACACCCGAUCAAGUGGAAUCUGAAUUAUACGGAGCUUUCGAAUUUCUCGAUGCUGUAUACAAACCUUUCGGAUUCACCUACAAAGUUGGCCUGUCCACCCGAAACCCAAAGAAAUGGAUGGGUGAUCUUGCUUUGUGGGACAAGGCUGAGGCUACUUUGAGAGAAGUACUGGAAAAGAAAGUUCCAGGUAAAUGGCACGUUAAUGAGGAAGAUGCUGCUUUCUAUGGUCCAAAGCUCGAUUUCCAACUGACCGACGCAUUGAAACGAAACUGGCAAUGUGGUACCAUCCAGCUCGAUUUCAACCUUCCCGAGCGAUUCAACCUCAAAUAUCACUCUGCUGAACAAGCUUCUGACUCCACCCCUGGUGCUCAAUUCGCUCGACCUGUGAUGAUUCACCGAGCUAUCUUAGGUUCUUUGGAAAGGUUCAUCGCUAUCAUUACUGAAUCUUCGGGUGGUAAAUGGCCAUUCUGGUUAUCACCCCGACAAGUCGUCGUCAUCCCCGUUGCUAAAGCAUACGUCGAAUAUGCUCAACAAGUAUCCAAACGAUUUACCGAAGCUGGAUUAUACGCCGAAGCGGACCUGAGUGAUAACACUUUGAACAAGAAGAUCAGGAAUGCUCAAACUGCUCAAUGGAACUUUAUCAUGGUUGUUGGUCAAGAUGAAUUGGAUUCUCAAUCUGUCAACAUCCGAAAUAGGGAUGACGAAGUACAAGGUAGAGAGGAGACUGUUAAACUUGAUGUGGCAGUUAAGAAGUUGUCUGCGUUGAAGGAAAGUAAAGCUGCUAUAAGUAAACUUUAG